Molecule: messenger RNA, 3084 nt
Organism: Electrophorus electricus (electric eel)
Lineage: Eukaryota; Metazoa; Chordata; Actinopteri; Gymnotiformes; Gymnotidae
Gene: simc1
Product: SUMO interacting motifs containing 1
Molecular function (GO): SUMO polymer binding
Source: RefSeq, a predicted model, not a curated record
AGACUGCAGUCCCACAACCCACUUGCUUCUGUAUUUUGAAAUUCUUCCUAGUAAAGAUUGGUUACGUUAAUUUAGCUAGCAUUAGCCACAUCCACUUUCAAUUUCGUUUUCCACACAUUGUCGAUCAUUCUCUUGCUUAGAUAGCAAGACCUUCCCUCUUGACCAGCAAUUAAGUCUAUUUUAAGAUAGUUAGCUAGAAAUCUUAACAUGCUAGCUAUGAUUAUUCUGAUUGUUAGUCUAGGUUAGCUUUAGUUCUUAAGACAAGAUGCGAAAUAAACUUAGCUAAGUUAGCUAGCUAUCGUUUAAGCAGUAUCAUCUCAAUGGUUAGCUAGCUAGCUAACAACUGGCAACGCAAAUUGUGGUAAUGGAUAUUAUUUCACUCAGCUCUGGUAGCGAUGAGGACUCUGAUGUAGAAUUUGUUGGAAGUUAUAAUGACGACAAAGAAGAUGCAACCCCAUUUAUUAGAGCUGAACUGCUCGCCGUUACACCUGUUCUUAUUGAUAUCACAGCACACCGGCUUGCCACUGUGAAGCACAGGCACCCGCGAAGACCAAGAAAAAGACUAAGCUCCACUGAAGAUGUCAUAGAUCUAAAUAAUGACAGUUUUUCCACAAACUUUUCUAAUUCUGAUUCACAGCUUCAAAUAAUGACACCGGAUGAUCUACCAAGAGAGGUAGAAAAUCGGUGUGUGGAAUCAUCUGUUAGUACUGUAACAAAGUCCUGUGGAAAAAUUCUGCAUUUGUCAUAUACCAAAAACCUUGAAAAGGAUGUGAUUUGCUUGGACUCUCACGAUGAGGAUGGUGGUCAAUCUCCUCUCUCAGUGUCAUCUGUACAAGAAACGUCUUCUAUAGAUAAGCAUGAUGCAGUUCCCUUACAUUUAGAGGAAACAAGUAUUCAAAAGUCAGUAAACAUUUGUCUUGAAAAACCAUGUCUUUUAAACCCAUGUACUUCUGACCAGUUGGACACUGAAACUGAGGUGCCAGAACAAUCAAACACUUUUGAUAUUUCACAUAACCGUCCAUUAUCAUCUAAAUCCACACCCACAGAGAAGCUAGAGCACAAAACGGGUAUGGAGCAAGUAGAGAACACUAAUUACUCAUACCAGAAAUCCUCAUCAGCAGAUGAUAGCAGUGCAGAACUAGACAGAGAACACAAUAAAAAUGUGGAAUCUCCGCAAAACCAGCUUGACAAAGACAAUUCUCAUUUUAGCCUGGACAGUCCAUACUAUUGUCCAAGCGAAAUAGAUGCUGUUAUUUUUUCAGAUGAAUCCAUUAUGGAAGAUAAUAAGUGCCAGCUGUACACAGCAUCUGGCUUCUCGGACUACCUCUCUGGUAUCCAUUGGGCAGAAUCACGACCCAAUGCAGUUGAGGAAACAGCGGGUCUGCAUGAAAAAGAGCACACACACAAGUUACCUUCCCCUCAAGCUCACUCACCCCUCUCCCUGGAGACAUUACAAAGCUUAAGUGGACUUUCUCCCAUUUGCAGUCUGUCCUGUGGACAGGACCAGCCUGCCAGCCCUACAUCCACAGAAAUCCUUGCUGGUGACUCUCCAGACACAGUAACCAACUUGCCUGAUCUGGUCAUGGAGAGUCCACCCAGCAGUCCUCUACAAGCUUGCAGCUGUAGCCUCCCCUCCAAUCCUCCAGCACAUUUGCCCUUCCCUUCACAAACAGCAUUGUCAGGUAGUAAAAACUCUGGUCUAGUUUCGGCACAACGCCCUCCUCAUAGCCAGUGGAUAAGAUGUGACGUGGAGGAUACAAAAGCUAUUGUUGCUUCUGAUCUUUUUGAGCCCUCCACACAAACCAGACAGCAUGUUUCUCUGGUGCAGUUUAAAAAGCUGAAACACCUGAUUGGGAAAGGAUUUCAAGAUGUGCCUCAGGGUAAUGAGGAAGGUGAAGACUACGGCCCAGCUGAGCCACUGUGCAGACAGAGCAUGAGUCUGGUUUGCAGCACGAUUGAAGAGAACUACGCAGAGGGCACAGUGCAGCUGCUGUCUGAUCUAAUACAGCCUCGUUUCUACCCACCACCUUACAUCACAGCUAACCUUCUACGAGGAAUCCUCUUGGACCCGCAGUGUGCUGAUUUUCUGGCCCUCGAGGCCUACAACCUGCUGAUGAGGGCACAGAAAUAUCAUCCUGCAGACAUACGAACUGUCCCAUGGGACUGGGAGUUGUUAUCGUCAGUAAUGGCUGAACAGAAUGCCAGGAAGCUGCCCUGGGAGGUUCGCUGCCUCUUCAUGCACUACGUGCUGCAGGUAUUGGAGGAUGACUUUCAGUUCAAGCUGCCCUUGCGUCUGCUAAACCACUCUAUUGUUAAAGCAGUGCUCUCCUGUGAUGAGAAGUUCAGACACGUCAGGGAUGUCAUCAACUGGUUAUUAGAUGGAGCCAAGCAGUCGUUCUGUAAUUCAGAGGAUGAAGAUAUGCCAAACAAGGAACAGAACUACUGUUUUAAGAUGUUGCUGUUUCUCCAGAGGAUGUUGUUAUUAGCCAUGGAGGUAGACCGCACACCUACCUGCAGCUCAAAUAAGAUAUCUCAGGAGCUGUUUAACAGCCUCAUGACCACAACCCCAUGUAGGCAGCUCAGACUGUUGUUGUUAAACACUCUAGAGAGCAGUCUUCUGAAGUGUAAGAUGCUAGAGCUGUUAUUGGAUGAGGCCUGCUGUAAAAAGAGACCACUGCCCAUGUCCUUCAAACUACUGCUACACUUCUUGAAGACCUCCACGCUGGCACUAGACCCGUCGGAUGGUAUAGAGAGAUGGAGAAGGUGGGAUGAACUUCUGAAGCUUGUGUGGAUGCUGAUGCUUAGCUAUGAAGAAGUGAUGACAGGUCACCUCCGUUACUCAAUUACAGACCGGGAGUCCUCGACUCGACGUCCUAUGUGGACCCAGAACGACACGGUUACCCAAGCAACAGUGCAGGAGGCAGCUGAGGUCUUCUUAUCUCGCGCAGUAGAGGACCUUGGUCAUGUUGUUCCCCCACAAAUACAAGAGUCAUUAUCCCAGCUACAGGAACACUUACUAAGUAUCAGUUUACAUUAAUGGUCCAAAAAUGAUACUUUUUGAAAAUUAUAUUAAAAUGUGUGUGU